Molecule: messenger RNA, 361 nt
Organism: Homalodisca vitripennis (glassy-winged sharpshooter)
Lineage: Eukaryota; Metazoa; Arthropoda; Insecta; Hemiptera; Cicadellidae
Exons: 2
Coding region: 1-228 (75 amino acids)
Molecular function (GO): oxidoreductase activity
Source: RefSeq, a predicted model, not a curated record
AUGACAGAAGACGAUGUGGUGCGCAUUGCCAAGGUCCGCAAGAAAACUCCAGGCCAAAUUCUGCUGAGACACCUGUUGCAGCUUGGGGUGUCGGUUAUACCUAAAAGUUCUAAUCCUGAACGUCUCAAACAAAACCUGGAUAUAUUUGACUUCAAUCUGUCCACUACGGAAAUGGCGAAGCUGAAUGCUUUGGAUCAAGGUGAAGAGGGUAUAAAGUUUUUCGUGUAAAACCUUAGAAAAGGAUACGAUGCUCAUCCUGAGAGUCCUUAUCCUAAGUGUCCUGAGCAUCGUAAUUAGACAAUUUUUCAGAUUGUAUGUUUCCACAUAAUUGUGUUUUGAUACUUCUUUAUAAUCCAUUAUG